GCAGCUGUGAAAGAAUGUCUCCAAAGAGUAUUGUCACAUGCCAGUGAUGAGGAAUCCUUAGAUGAUGUGCUCAAGCUAGUUUUUGAUGCUGGUGCAGAUACGAAAAAAACUCCGCCAGACAAAGUAAAAAUUCCACAAGUCUUUCCAACUCUUGCAGAAAAAAAAACCCUAAAAAUGCAGAAAUGA
Molecule: messenger RNA, 186 nt
Organism: Paraglomus brasilianum
Lineage: Eukaryota; Fungi; Glomeromycota; Glomeromycetes; Paraglomerales; Paraglomeraceae
Source: the annotation of a GenBank genome assembly